AUGGAUCAAUCACCAGAAAAGCCCUGCGUCAACAGUCAGGUCUUCCUACAGAGCCUAACAUUCGCAGAUGACAAAGUCCUUGAGCACAUGGGCAAGAACAUUGACGACUACUUCAAGAAGCAUCUAGGCCUCUCACCAGACAAUGCUGAACGCCUUCACAAGGAUUACUCCCAGCAAUACGGCCAGGCAAUCGAAGGGCUUGUACGCCACCACCAAAUUGACGCGUUGGAAUACAACGCCAAGGUCGAUGACGCGGUCCCAUUGGACGACCUCAUCAAGCCAAACGCCCGAUUGCGACAAUUCCUCGAGGAUAUUGAUACGUCGAAAGCCUUUACUGACCCUUUCUCAGAUGACUCUCAUAAGAAUUGUGUCGGAGCAAAGGACGCUGGCUGGACUGCUAUUCACUUUGUGGAAGAGGGACUUUCUGUACCUGAUACACAAGCGUCUCAGCAUCAGAUUCGCCAUCUCGAAGAGCUGAGAUCACUUUAUCCUGACUUCUUUAGCGUUAGAAAUUGA
Messenger RNA from Fusarium musae, 516 nucleotides. RefSeq lists its product as uncharacterized. Gene Ontology annotation, molecular function: nucleotidase activity. The record is from RefSeq and is a predicted model, not a curated record. Gene Ontology annotation, biological process: nucleotide catabolic process; pyrimidine nucleobase metabolic process. The coding region runs from base 1 to 516 and encodes 171 amino acids. NCBI's taxonomy places the organism in Eukaryota, Fungi, Ascomycota, Sordariomycetes, Hypocreales, Nectriaceae. The transcript is spliced from 3 exons.